This is a messenger RNA of Aureobasidium musti, 1938 nucleotides long. The record is from the annotation of a GenBank genome assembly. Lineage: Eukaryota; Fungi; Ascomycota; Dothideomycetes; Dothideales; Saccotheciaceae.
AUGUCUUCUUCCGUUUUCUUCAGGUUCAAAAACCAGAAGGAUGUUCAGAGAGUGACCUUUGACGGCACUGGUAUCUCUGUCUUUGAGCUCAAGCGAGACAUAAUCAACAUGAGCAGACUCGGCGAUGGAACUGACUUCGACUUUAACAUCUACAACCUCGACACUAACGAAGGUAAGCUAACAGCCACUAAAUGUUCGUUUUCAUGUCGCAAAUCACUGACUCUGUCAANNGAAUACAACGAUGACACGUCUAUUAUCUCCCGUGGUACCACCGUCCUCGCCAGACGUCUUCCUGCUACCAAGCCCGGUGCUGGUAGAGCCGCACGUUACGUCUCCGGCAAGAUGCCCGUCAUGGCCAAAAACCAACAUCGUAUUGAAUCCUCUAAACCCGCCGCUGCAUCCGGAACACCUAUGGGCAAUGGCGCCCCUCAAGACUUGAACCCCAACAUGACCGAAGAAGAGAAGAUUGCAGCUAUGUUCCAGGCAGGAGGUGCCCAGUGGGAGCAGCAACAGCAAGAGAUGGCCAACCAANAGGCUGUCCACCGUACUGGCGGCUUCCAGAAGACAGCAAAUGUUCCAGACAAGCCCCUUCCUCCGGGUUACACCUGCCAUCGCUGUGGUGAGAAGGGUCACUGGAUUCAAGCAUGUCCCACCAACAAUGACCCUAAUUUCGACGGUCGCCCCAAGUUUAGACGUACCACCGGUAUUCCACGCUCCUUCCUCAAGGUCGUCGAGAAACCUACCGCAUUAUCAAGCGAUGGAACGAUCGACGUUUCUCAGUUGCCAGCCGGAGUCAUGUAUACUGCUACCGGAGAAUGGGUUGUUGCUAAGCCAGAUGAGGCUGCGUGGGAGAAGUUCCAGGCCAAGGCCAAGGCAGCAGCCGACAAGGCCGAAGCUGCCAACACAGACAGCCAGGAAUUGAGCGAGAGAGGCUUGGAAUGUCCUAUUGACAAACGCAUGUUCGUCGAUCCAAUGAAAACUCCUUGCUGUGGGAAGACCUAUUGCCGUGACUGUAUCGAGAACGCUCUUCUUGAAAAUGACUUUGUCUGCCCUGGUUGCUCUUCAGACAACACACUAGUCGACAACCUCAUCCCCGACGAAGAGGCCGUAGACAAGAUCAAGGCCUACCAGGAGGAUAAGGCGAAGAUGAAGCUGGAGAAGGAAAAGGAGAAGUCUGCUACCCCACCACCAACCACUGAGCAGCAGACUACCGAUGAAGCCGCUGCGUCUGACAGAAAGUCAAACUCACCGAAGCCAGCCUCAGAGAAUGGAGAAAAGUCUGCUACUUCGACCCCGCAAGCGACUGCUGCUACCGAGUCGAAGAAGCGUCCUGCCGAAGACGAGCUUAAUAACACCAGAAUCCCUACUGGCCCCGCAGCUAUGCGCAAGCAGAACAAUGCAUCUCAGCCACCAGCACAAGGAGGUGCCUUUGACCAGAACAACUUCAUCCAAUCUAUGAACGCUCUCGCCAACCAACAAGGAGGUAUGCCGNGGAAUGGGCGGCUUCAACCCAGCUAUGGGCNNAUGGGCUUCCCUGGCAUGAUGGGUAUGCCGAUGAACAUGAUGGGCAUGCCUAACCAGAUGAUGAUGAACGGAGGAUGGGGAGGCAUGGGCUUCAUGAACGGCAUGAACGGUAUGAAUGGCAUGGGUGGCAUGAACGGCAUGGGAUACCCACAACAGCAACAACAUCAACGUGGAGGUAACAUGUACGGCGGCGGCUACAACAACCAGAUGAUGGGUCAGAAUGGAGGUUAUGGCCAAGGCCAAGGACAAGGCCAACAAUGGCAAGGCAACCAGAACUGGAACAACGCAAACAACAACAUCCAACAACAAGGAGCAGAAGGCGAUGACGGUGCAUACAUCCGCCGCCCUGUCAAUCCACAUCGUCACCAAGCACGCAACCGCAGACAGCGUUCGGUCGACUACCGUGAGAUGUGA